This is a messenger RNA of Hypanus sabinus (Atlantic stingray), 1152 nucleotides long. RefSeq names its product zinc finger protein 239-like. The transcript has 2 exons. Gene Ontology annotation, cellular component: nucleus. Gene Ontology annotation, biological process: regulation of transcription by RNA polymerase II. Gene Ontology annotation, molecular function: RNA polymerase II cis-regulatory region sequence-specific DNA binding; DNA-binding transcription activator activity, RNA polymerase II-specific. The record is from RefSeq and is a predicted model, not a curated record. The annotation marks the transcript as partial. NCBI's taxonomy places the organism in Eukaryota, Metazoa, Chordata, Chondrichthyes, Myliobatiformes, Dasyatidae.
CACACUGGAGAAAGGCCAUUCACCUGCUCAGACUGUGGGAAGAGAUUCACUCGAUUAUCCCACCUACAGGUGCACCGGUCUGUUCACACUGGAGAGAGGCCAUUCACCUGCUCAGAUUGUGGGAAGGGAUUCACUCAGUCAUCUAAACUGAAGGUACAUCAGCGAGUUCACACUGGGAAGCGGCCGUUCACCUGCUCAGGCAGUGGGAAGGGAUUUACUUGCUCAUCUGAACUGAAGGUACAUCAGCGAGUUCACACUGGGGAGAAGCCGUUCACCUGCUCAGACUGUGGGAAGAGAUUCACUUACUCAUCCCAACUGAAGGUUCAUCAGCGAGUUCACACUGCCGAGAGGCCAUUCACCUGCUCAGUGUGUGGGAAGGGAUUCACUCAGUCAUCUAAACUAAAGGUACAUCAGCGAGUUCACACUGGGGAGCGGCCGUUCAUCUGCUCAGACUGUGGGAAGGGAUUCACUUGCUCAUCUGAACUGAAGGUACAUCAGCGAGUUCACACUGGGCAGAAGCCGUUCACCUGCUCAGUCUGUGGAAAGGGAUUCACUCAGUUAUCCCACCUACGGCUGCACAGGUCUGUACAUCAUCGAGUUCACACUGGAGAGUGGCCGUUCACCUGCUCAGACUGUGGGAAGGGAUUCACUUGCUCAUCUGAACUGAAGGUACAUCAGCGAGUUCACACUGGGGAGAAGCCGUUCACCUGCUCAGUCUGUGGGAAGGGAUUCACACAAUUAUCCCACCUACGGUUGCACAGGUCUGUUCACACUGGGGAGAAGCCUUUCACCUGCUCAGACUGUGGGAAGGGAUUCACUUGCUCAUCUGAGCUGAAGGUACAUCAGCGAGUUCACACUGGGGAGAAGCCAUUCACCUGCUCAGUCUGUGAGAAGGGAUUCACUCGAUCAUCCCACCUACGGUUGCACAGGUCUGUUCACACUGGGGAGAAGCCGUUUACCUGCUCAGACUGUGGGAAGGGAUUCACUCGAUCAUCCCGCCUACAGUUGCACAGGUCUGUUCACACUGGUGAAUGGCUGUUCACCUGCUCAGACUGUGGGAAGAGAUUCACUUACUCAUCACAACUGAAGUUUCAUCAGCGAGUUCACACUGGGGGAGGCCUUUUACCUGCUCAGUGUGGGGGAAGGGAUUAA